GGCAGGCACCGUAAUCGCUCAGCUAUCCUCAAUUCCGCGUAUGGCGCAAUACUGUCUGAAUCAGCGCUCUCUCCCCAACAGUCAUGAAAAGCGAGGCAAAGCUCGAUUCCUCCAUUGGCGAAGGAUUUCAUCUGCCAUUUUAGGAAUUGAAUUGCCUAUACGACACAUAAAACACUACUGUGCAUUUCACGCGUUCUCGAGGCUUCUAAAGGACCGCCAUGGCAGCGAAUCGAUGGAGUGGCGUUCUUAAUGGGGAUAUCAGUUCUCUGCAUCGGUUUUCUUCAGAUUGAUGCUUACGAUCCACUCGAUCCUAACGGGAAUAUUACAAUCAAGUGGGAUAUUAAGAACUGGACGCCCGAUGGAUAUAUCGCUUCCGUUACCAUCGUUAACUAUCAAAAAUUUCGACACAUUGAGGCACCAGGAUGGCGACUCGGCUGGGCUUGGGCGAAGAAAGAAGUGAUUUGGGACGUGGUUGGCGGGCAAACUACCGAGCAAGGAGAUUGUUCGCGAUUCCAAGGAAACAUUCCACAUUGCUGUAAGAAGAAUCCUACGGUCGUCGAUUUAAUGCCGGGAACGCCUUACAACAAACAAGUCGCGAAUUGCUGCAGGGGCGGAGUCAUAAGCGCCGCCAUCCAAGAUCCUGCGACAGCUAUCAGUUCGUUUCAGCUGAGUGUUGGGCAGGCCGGGACGAGCAACAAAACUGUCCGUUUGCCCGAGAAUUUCACCCUGCUGACUCCCGGCCCCGGCUACACUUGUGGCCCGGCCAAAAUAGUUGAUCCGACGAAAUUCCCUUCGCAGGAUAAGAGGAGGUUUACGCAGGCGCUAAUGACGUGGAAUGUUACUUGCACUUACUCGCAAUUCCUCGCCCAAAAUGCUCCAACGUGUUGCGUCUCGUUGUCUGCGUUUUAUAAUCAGACGAUUGUAGGUUGUCCGACUUGCUCUUGCGGAUGCCCAAAGAUCGCUCAACCGGGGAGCUGCGUGAAGUAAGUAUUUGUUUAUUCGUUGUUGGAGGAUUAUAUAAUAGAUAAUUAAUGAUGCAUUUUUUACGAUUUAAACUUUUAGAUGAGAUAGUCAUAUAAUAUAUAGUAUUAGAGCGAGAGAUUUUGUGUUUGAGAAUUUUUGGAUGAGAUGACCAUUUAAUAUGGGAUUAGAAUCGGAGUUCUGUGUUCGAAAACUUUUAGAUGACAUAGCCAUUUAAUAUGAUAUUAGAGCGGGAGGUUCCGUGUUCGAGAACUUUUAGAUGAGAUGGUCGUUUAAUAUGAUAUCAGAGCGUGAUGUUCCGUGUUCGAGAACUUUUAGAUGAGAUGGUCGUUUAAUAUGAUAUCAGAGCGGGAGGUUCAGUGUUAGAGAACUUUUAAAUGCGAUGGUCGUUUAAUAUGAUAUCAAAGCGGAAGAUUUUGUGUUCGAUAACUUUUAGAUGAGAUGGACGUUUAAUAUGAUAUUAGAGUGGGAGGUUCAGUGUUUGAGAACUUUUAGAUGAGAUAAUCGUUUAAAAUAUGAUAUCAGAGCGGGAGGUUCAGUCUUCAAGAACUUUUAGAUGAAAUGAUCGUUUAAUAUGAUAUCAGAGCGGGAGGUUUAAUGUUCGAGAUCGAUCAAAUUAUUUGGAUCGAUCUUUCGAUGUUGUUUUCUUUUGUUUCAGCUCCGACUCUCCUCGCAUAGCUUCGGUUGUUCCAAACGAUCCGAACAAUCCAACGCCUAUUCUCCGUUGCACCCGCCACAUGUGCCCGGUGCGAGUCCAUUGGCACGUCAAAUUGAACUACAAGCAAUAUUGGCGCGUGAAGAUCGCCAUCACGAAUUUCAA
This is a messenger RNA of Andrographis paniculata, 1801 nucleotides long. Its product is annotated as COBRA-like protein 1. The transcript has 6 exons. Gene Ontology annotation, biological process: plant-type cell wall cellulose biosynthetic process; cellulose microfibril organization. NCBI's taxonomy places the organism in Eukaryota, Viridiplantae, Streptophyta, Magnoliopsida, Lamiales, Acanthaceae. Gene Ontology annotation, cellular component: plasma membrane. The coding region runs from base 250 to 987 and encodes 245 amino acids. The record is from RefSeq and is a predicted model, not a curated record.